Messenger RNA from Candidula unifasciata, 1070 nucleotides. The record is from the annotation of a GenBank genome assembly. NCBI's taxonomy places the organism in Eukaryota, Metazoa, Mollusca, Gastropoda, Stylommatophora, Geomitridae.
AUGAGUAACAACGAGCAGAUUCCAACAACAAGCGACAAUCAACAACUAAAAGAUUACAACAGUCACCAACUUGCAACAACCAACAGCAAUGUAACAUCUCUCGUUUACAAACCAGAGUCCCUGAAGUUGCCUAGUAACGAGACGACGCCAAGCAAGAUGGAUAAUGAUCAUGACAUGGCUACACGAUGUGGACUCUGGGUAUGGCACCCAGACUUCAUGCAGCCAUUUGCAAGGGUUGGCGCCUUCACAGCUUUCAUAAGUGUGGCCGGACUAAUGACGCAGACGCUGGUAAACUAUGUGAACUCUCAGGUGACCACACUGGAAAGACAAUUUGGCUUUAGUUCCCAGCAAACUGGCAUCAUUCUGGCAGCAAACGACAUCGGUUACCUGGUCUGUGUUCUGUUUGUUGGAUACCUGGCAACAAGGACCCACAUACCCAGGUCGUUAGGUGGGUCAUUUCGCUUCUGUCUGGUAUUGCAUGCGCCCUUUCCACACUUCCUGUUUGGAGCACAAGUCAACGCGGAUCGAGCAUCAGAGAACUCCAAUAAUUCAAGUUCUGACGUCAACCAACAGUCCAGCAUCUUCGGCAGGUUGUGUGACGUCAACAAUAGUUGGAUUCCUUGCGCUAAUUCUUCCGCUUCAAAACGAGUUGAUCUCGCGAGUGUUGCGGUCUCGGAAAAAUUUGCCGAGAUCUCCCUGGUCAUCAUCGUCAUCGGCAUGGCCCUGCAGGGUUUCGGGAAGGCGCCCAGAACUUCCUUCAUCGUCACCUACUUGGACGACAACACAGCCAAACAUAACACUGGCUUCUACAUGGGGAUCGUUAUGGCCACGACACUUUUGGGACCCGCGGUUGCUUACCUGAUGGGCGGAGUCUUCUCCCGGAUGUACGUCACCUUAGAAGCAACAAAAUUAACGCCACGUCAUCCCAAAUGGAUCGGAGCCUGGUGGCUGGGUUAUGUGGUCUUUGGAGUGAUGUCUCUGGUGGUGGCGGUUCCUCUUUUCUGUUUCCCGCGAAGACUACCAAGAAACAAGGCCAAGGUCACGCAUGCAGACGAUGAGACAACAGCAGG